UUAUGUGAAAUAAUGCUGUACAAGGAUAUUAAGUCGUGCACAUGUCUUUUUAUCGGCACUCUUAAUUUGUAAUUUCUAAACUAAUGGUGUGUCUGCUAAGGGACUCUUAAGACAAGAGUGAAUGGAAGACAAGGCGAAACUCGUGACCCCUGAAGUAGAGGUUAAGGAUGCUGACGUCAGAAUUAAUGUCGGGAAUGAAGGAGAGAACGGAGCUGUGGAAUUGGACGCCGUACGGACCAACAAAGGAAGGGUGGCAGCUCAAAACACGUGUUGCGAUGAUGACACACAAUGGCUGGCUUGUAUGGAGGAUCAGUUCCAGAAAAGAGCCAAACCUGAUGGUAAAAUACAGUUGGAGGAUUUCAAGGACGUACUUGGAGUUCGUCAGUCAUUUUUCGCCGAGCGAUUCUUCGAUCUGUUUGAUAAAGAGAAGAGUGGAAACAUUGAGGUCUAUCUACUGUUGCACGGACUGCGGACUCUGGCCAACGGGGCACCUGUGGAGAAACUCAAGUUUGUCUUCGAUGUCUAUGACAUAGAUGGAUCUGGAAGUAUUGAGAGAGAGGAACUUAAGACCAUACUGACCACGUGCAUGGAGGAGAGUUCCCUGUUUUUGGGGGAGGACCAUCUGAAUGACCUCACUGACGUCAUGUUUGACGCGGCGGGGAAAGACCGGACCGGAAGUAUGACCUUUGAUGACCUCAGACAAGUGGUCGAGAAACACCCGAGUGUUAUGGAAAACUUGACCCUAAGCGCUACACAGUGGUUGAAAUCCUCUGGUCCACCAAAGAAAGAGGAGAAAAGUUGGCGCCACAAGCUCACGUGGACGUACUUCAGAAACAACCUGAGGAAGAUCUUGUUUGUCGCGUUGUUCGCCGCCAUUCAGCUGAUCAUCACAAUCUACACCAUAAUGGCGGUGCUGGAGAAGAGUUCGUCUGAUCCGGCUUACACGGCCAUCCGAAUCUUUGCAAGCGUCGGAGGGAUGCUGCUCAACUUCAACUGUAUGUUUGUCCUGGUCCUGGUGUUGCGGAAGUGCCACUCCCUGUUGCGUUCCACGCCACUGGCCGCCAUCUUGCCUCUGGACCAGCAUAUUACGUUCCACAAAAUGGUUGGCGCCGCUAUAGGGGUGUCUGCCGCGAUCCAUGUCGGCGGCCAUAUUGCUCACGCCGUUUAUGUCCAGACCGUUACACCGGAAAAGAACAUGACAGCAGUGGACAUACUAUUCACCCAGAAAGCCAAUAUGGGCUGGGUGGCGGGCACGGCCUACAUCACGGGCUGGCCCAUACUGGGCAUACUGAUCAUCAUGACUAUCUGUUCCCUCCCUUUCGUCAGGAGAGGGGGACAUUUUGAGGUUUUCUACUGGACACACAUGUUGUACGUCCCUUUCUGGAUCAUACUAAUUAUCCACGCCGAGGUCUUCUGGUACUACCUGAUCCUACCGCUCACUAUGUUCAUCAUCGAGAAGAUCUUGGGGUCGCGACUUAUCAAAAAAGCUCGAUACGGAGACAUAUUUAUAACUGAGGUCGGGCUUCUGCCAUCUGGGGUGUGUCAUCUGGUAAUAAGUCGUCCGGAUAAUUUUCGAUAUCGUCCUGGGGACUACAUUUUCCUGCAAAUCCCCGCCAUUGCAAAGUUUGAAUGGCAUCCUUUCACAAUUAGCAGUGCGCCAGAAAUGAAGGGGCACAUCUGGCUGCAUGUUCGCACGGCCGGACAUUGGACCAAACAGCUAUAUGAGUAUUUCUCCGCCAUUGAUCCUAUCCAAGAAAACCCGGAUAAAGAACUGAAGAUGCGACAAAGGAAAAGCCACGCCAGAGCUUCUUGGAUGCCAGGAAAGCGUCAAUCUCAGUUUAAAAUAAAGGACAAGGAAGAAUUACAAGCUGAGAAGAGAAUAGCGCAAAUUAUGAAAAAAGUUCACGUUAAGUGCAACAUCGACGGCCCUUACGGUACGGCGACCAGGGAGAUCUUCGAGACAGAGCACGCGGUGCUGGUGGGGGCAGGGAUCGGCGUUACCCCCAUGGCUUCCAUUCUACAGAGCAUCAUGUACCGUUAUAAAGAGUCCAAGAGAGUCUGUCCCAACUGUAAAUUCAGCUUCUAUGGCGUCAUCCCUGAAAGCGUCAUGAAGCUGAAAAAGGUGCACUUUAUCUGGAUCAACCGAGACCAGAAGAGCUUUGAGUGGUUCGUGGGCCUGCUGAAUAAGAUCGAGAAAGAGCAGAUAGACGUGGCGUUUGAGGAGGGCAAGGACCUGGAGAAGGUUAUAGACAUCACCCUCUAUAUGACGGCGGCCAAGGCCAAGACUGACAUCCGGGGGGCGGGGCUACAGAUGGCGCUCAGCAUCAUACACCGGCGGGACAAGAAAGACCUGAUUACCGGACUGUCCACACGGACCCAGGCCGGCAGACCGAACUGGAACGAGAUAUUUAGUAAAAUAUCGGAGGAAAGGAAAGGUAAAGUAAAGGUCUUCUUCUGCGGGGCCCCACAGCUUGGACAAGUGGUCAAGAAGGCAUGCAUGAAGUUCGAUUUCAGAUUCCGAAAAGAAAACUUUUAAACUUGGCUCAAUUCAUCCAUUAUGAUAAUAUAGUUACUGCAGUAAAAUGAAUCCUUAGUGCUUUCAAAUAGAACAAACACAUUUUUAUGAUGGUAAAUUUUGUAAUUAUGGUAUUUUUAUC
Molecule: messenger RNA, 2657 nt
Organism: Magallana angulata
Lineage: Eukaryota; Metazoa; Mollusca; Bivalvia; Ostreida; Ostreidae
Product: NADPH oxidase 5-like
Exons: 15
Coding region: 122-2536 (804 amino acids)
Biological process (GO): superoxide anion generation; defense response
Cellular component (GO): NADPH oxidase complex; plasma membrane
Molecular function (GO): calcium ion binding; superoxide-generating NAD(P)H oxidase activity
Source: RefSeq, a predicted model, not a curated record